CAGGCACAGACGUGGGCACCAGCCCCCGCGCCCGCCCUGUGGUCCGGUCCCAGCGCCGGCGCCGGUGUGGAAUCACCUCUCUGAGCUGUCCCAGCUGCGGGAGAGCAUCCAGCGGGCUUCCGCGAACCCAAGGAGGCGCAGGCCUGUCCCGGGUGCCCGCAGGUCUGCGUGUCUGUCUUCGCCAGCACUCUGCGAGGCCUGAGAAGGAGGAGCAACCUGUCCAGGAUCCCCACAGGACAGGAAAAAGAGGGGAAAUCUCAACGAUGGAAAAACUCUACAAUGAAAAUGAAGGAAUGGCUUUGAACCAAGGAAAGAUGGAAUAUGAGGAACAGCCACAGCAUGAGGGAAAACCAGAACGUCUGGAAAAUAAGAAUUUAGAAAAUGAAGGAAAGACAGAAAACAAGGGAAAGACAGAAGAUAAGGAACUAGAGAAUAAAGAAAAGCCAGAGGAUGAGGGAAAGGCAGAAGAAAAAGGAAAGCCAGAGGGUGAGGGAAAGUCAGGGAGUGAGGGAAAGUCAGAGAGUGAAAGAAAGCCAGAAAGGGAGAGAAAGCCAGAGAAGGAGGAAAAUCCAGAGAGCAAGGGACAGCUGGGGUGGGAGGGAGAGCCAGAGAGGGAAGGGGAGCCAGAGAGCGAUGGAGAGCCAGACAGUGAGGAAGAGCAAGAGAGUGAAAUAAAGGCUGCAGGAAAGCGCCCAGCUGAGGAUGAUAUACCCAGGAAAGCCAAAAGAAAAACCAACAAGGGGCUGGCUCAGUACCUCAAGCAAUAUAAAGAGGCCAUCCAUGAUAUGAAUUUCAGCAAUGAGGAUAUGAUAAGAGAAUUUGACAAUAUGGCUAGGGUGGAGGAGAAAAGGAGAAAAAGCAAACAGAAGUUAGGGGCAUUUUUAUGGAUGCAAAGAAAUUUACAGGACCCCUUCUAUCCAAGGGGCCCAAGGGAAUUCAGGGGUGGCUGCAGGGCCCCACGAAGGGACACUGAAGACAUUCCUUAUGUGUAGUGUCCCUGACAGGCAUAUACCAGGCCCUUUAACCUUAUGCUAAUAUUUUGCUUUAGGUGUCCCUCCUGUUACCCUUACCUGUAGCCUUUUUACCCAACUGCAGUGUUUGCUCUAGGUUUCAGUAGCAGAUUUUCACCCAUGUGCAUUGCAAAGAUGUUAUGAUUCUUGAAAAAAUAAAGCAGCUUAUACUAUCAUCUA
Molecule: messenger RNA, 1190 nt
Organism: Microcebus murinus (gray mouse lemur)
Lineage: Eukaryota; Metazoa; Chordata; Mammalia; Primates; Cheirogaleidae
Gene: TCEAL2
Product: transcription elongation factor A like 2
Source: RefSeq, a predicted model, not a curated record